GCUCUGCCGCUUGUAAGUAUGAGAAGGACGGUCACUGGCCAAUUGCUGUUGCAUAAGCUGCCCUUGCGAUCAUUGAAAUAUCGAGCGCGUGCUCUCGAUAUUCAUCUAAAGUAGUGUUGAAUUUGUGCAACCUACGUCAUGCAAAAGACUAUCCUUCCCCUCGGUCUACUCGAUUUUAGCCUUGCUCAUGUCCAAUCAGUAAAGUGGGGAUGUCGUUCACGGAACUUGCACCAGGCGGUAGCCCUUGCGCCAUCUCCUGCGCCGUCUUUUGAGCCCGCUGAGGAAAAAAAUGUGUUUUCUGGGCGGCGCAGACGCCGCAGAACACCAGGGACUUUGACAACCAGGGACUCUGGAGAAUUGGACUCUUCCCCUAUGUUCAAGCUGCCCAAAAGUUUUGCAUCCCCAAUGUCCGAGCUCGAAAGGAGAGUCCUUGCGUUACAAACCACACAAGUGCCAUUGGAUGUCUUGCACUCCCAGUCGUUGGAGGCAACUCCGGGGUCAGAAGCAGCGCUUUUCCCUCGUUACACGGAUGAGGAGCUAUUGUCAAUGUAUGAAGACUUGCUGGAAAUACCACUCGCUCAACAACCCGUGGAGGUCGUGAAGCCUUCUGAAGAAGACAGAGAUACACAAGCUAUGAUUGAAGUGAGACAACGGGUCCACGUUUAUAUGCGCGAUGGAGACUUGGGCAGCGCGGAAAGUGCAAUAGAGUCUGUGAAGCUUUCCGGUAUCACACCGCCCGAAGACAUCAUCAAUAUGGUUCUUGGAUAUCACGCAUUGAAUGGAAAUAUAGAACGAUUUGAAAGAUUUAUGGCAGAUAUUUUAACCGGCAAACUUUCUGAGACUCAACGAGAUCUGCAUAUCAAGUCGUACCUGCGUGACCCGAGUGUCUUUGCGUCACGCGCAUUUCCCACUCGUGCGAUCGACCUUCUGCAUAAGUAUGAGGCUUCUGGGCUCCAUGCCCCAAUGAAGUCCUAUACGCGUAUUAUAUCCUCCCUAUUCUCCGUCCGCCCCUCUCCUUCAUCUCCUUCGAUAUCCUCAACACCGGACGUACCAUUGGGAAGACUGGCUGCACAUUCACAAGCUUGGGACCUUUUCGCGCACAUGCGCUACGUUGCGCACCCGACUCCAGAUGCCUAUCUCUACGCACUGAUGAUCCGCGCCUGUGCUUCAGCUCCCUUAUCUCCCGAACCUGAGCGUGCCCUAGACCUGUGGACUGAGAUGCUCGACGCGGGAAUUGUACCGACCAAAGGGGCAUAUGACGCGGUAAUCCGCGCUUGUGGGAAGGCUGGAGGAGAAUGGGUCCAUGAGGCCAUCAGGUUUGCGCGGCAAAUGCGCGACCGCUUUGGAGGUAGUUCUUCUACAGUUGGUGGUGAGGAUCUUCAAGGGAUCAGUGGGCCGCGUACUUGGACGGCUCUGCUGGACGGCUGUAAGCGUGUUGGUGAUCUGGGGCGUGCUAGAUGGAUCCUGGCAGAAGCUGUAAGAGCUGAGGGUCUAACUGAGGAGAUGAUGCAGCACAUGUUCCACGCUUAUGCCGCGUAUAGACCCCCAUUCAAAAGGGGUGCGACCAGGAUCGUGGACGACGGGGCGGUUAUAGCACCAGCUGCCCUCCCAGACCAAGGGGAACCGCUAGCAAGCGCCACUGAGGGCACAUCAGACUUGCCUUCAGUAUCUGCAGAUAUUUCUUCCGACUCUGAUGCAGUUCCGACCGAUUUACCGCGCAUGGAUACCGCGCCUUCAUUUUCACACCUCCCGCCCCAAUCACCAGGCGAGGUCAUCGCAGAGGCCAGGGCUCUCUUCGAUAGAAUUCUUCAUGAUACCAACCCUACCUCUCAUUCAUCAUCUAACAUGCCUCCCAGCCCCCUCGCUGGAAAAUUCAAUGUUACGCUUACACCACGCCUCCUUAAUGCGUACAUGUCCGUGUAUUACUCGCAUGCGAGUAUCGAAAGCGCGCGUGAUGUAUUUGAGAGGCUGUUUUCUUCUCGUGGCGUUGGCCUUAUGGGUGAUUCACGCACUUAUGUCGAUGCCCUCGAGAAGUGUGCACUUGCAAGGCCGCGUGAACGUGACAUUGCAGGAAAAUGGGUGGAAGAGCUAUGGAUGCGCUGGGAAGAGCUUGAGCGCCAAUGGAUCAAUGGGGUCGCAGAGACAACAAUGACUGCCAGGCUAGUAGAGAGAGCACAUACUGCUGUCAGAAGAGCUCAUCUCCUAAAUAAUAAUGUCGACCGUGCCAUUACACUAGUCCGCACGUUUAUGUUGCGGUAUCCUCCGACCGCGCUGCUGCCUCCAGCCCGCAGUCCAUCGUCUGCUCAUGUAGAUGCUCCCAGUCAAGAUGUCAUGAACAAACGUAGAAUUACCCUCUUUGCAAAACCACCCAUCCUCUCGACACGUACAGUUCUCAGUAAUCCAUCCGCUACGCCUCGUCCCCUCGUACGCCUUACAUCAGCCAUUGGUCCACCUGACGAACGUGUCCCACCUUUGCUAAGUUUCGCGGAUGUCGAAUUGCUGCAUGCCCGUUUAGUGGAACAGGGUAGGGGCAAAGAAGUAGGGUUUCUCAAGUGGGCGUGUAAGGCAUAUGAGGGAGCGCUGAGAACUCGUAGGGAAGCUGUCCUCGGAGCACAGGUCUCCGUGGGAGAGGAUGUCUGAUGAGGGGGGGAGCAGAUCAUGGUUUGUAUGUAAUUCUCACUGGUGCUCGAUCCUUGUUCCCAAAACUGUUGAUGU
Molecule: messenger RNA, 2715 nt
Organism: Suillus subaureus
Lineage: Eukaryota; Fungi; Basidiomycota; Agaricomycetes; Boletales; Suillaceae
Exons: 8
Coding region: 139-2640 (833 amino acids)
Molecular function (GO): protein binding
Source: RefSeq, a predicted model, not a curated record